Penicillium macrosclerotiorum is the source of this 1347-nucleotide messenger RNA. Its product is annotated as NAD(P)/FAD-dependent oxidoreductase. Gene Ontology annotation, molecular function: proline dehydrogenase activity; L-pipecolate oxidase activity; sarcosine oxidase activity. The record is from RefSeq and is a predicted model, not a curated record. Bases 1 to 1347 code for a protein of 448 amino acids. NCBI's taxonomy places the organism in Eukaryota, Fungi, Ascomycota, Eurotiomycetes, Eurotiales, Aspergillaceae. The transcript is spliced from 3 exons.
AUGGCACUGCCGCCGAACAUUCUAAUCGUGGGAGGAGGCGUUUUCGGCUUAUCAACUGCUCUAUCAUUGAGCAAGCGGCACCCAGGGUCUCAGAUUACUCUGGUCGAGUCCUCGCCCACAAUUCCCAACCCGCACGGCUCAUCCGUAGACACUUCUCGGAUCGUGCGCGCCGACUACGCCAACGCAGCAUACUCCAAGCUCGCCGCGGCCGCCAUCCAGCGCUGGCGCACCACGGACUGGGGCCGUGAGGGCCGGUAUACACAGAAUGGCCUGCUGCUCGUGUACCCUGAAGGGGGCGCCAGUGCCGAGGCCUACGCGCGCAAGAGCUACGCCAAUGUCCGCCAGAUCGAGGGCGACAAUGUCGUCUUCCUGCCCUCCCAGGCCGACGUGCUGAAGGUUGUACCUCCGUACGGCAAGGAUCUGGAGGUGGCCGGUGGUUAUGUGAAUUGGGGCUCGGGAUGGUCCGACGCAGCGGCAAGCGUGCAGUUCGCGAAAGCGCUGCUUGACCGGGAAACCAAGGUGGCGGUCCGCACGGGGACGGUUGAGCGGGUUCUGUACGACACGGCGGGCACGAAGCCGCGAGCGACGGGGGUCGCGCUGGCGGACGGCUCGGUGCUCACGGCGGACCUGGUCAUUUUGGCGGCGGGGGCGUGGACGCCACAGCUAGUGGACUUGCGGGGCAAGGCAGUAGCAACGGGACAGGCGAUUGCAUACAUUGAAAUCACUGACGCGGAGCAGCGGGAGCUGGAGAAUCUGCCGACGAUCUUGAACUUCGACACGGGCAUGUUCAUUAUUCCGCCGCGGGACAACUUGCUGAAGAUCGCGCGCCAUGCGUAUGGCUAUCGCAACCCGACGACGGUGCCUGUUCCGGGCGUGGAUCGCGCGGAGGGAAAGAUGAUGCGGGUGAGUUUGCCGAUGACUGGGACACCGAUCCCCUUGGAGGGUGAGGAGGCGUUCCGGGCUGCGUUGAAACAGCUGUUGCCGCGGUUUGUCAACCGGCCGUUUGCUAGUACUCGCAUUUGUUGGUACACAGACACUCCCGAUGGUGAUUUCAUUGUAUCUUACCAUCCCGAGUAUGAAGGCCUUUUUCUGGCUACUGGUGGCAGUGGACACGCCUUCAAGUUCUUCCCCGUGAUUGGCGAUAAGGUCGUUGAUGCCCUUGAGAGAACGCUUGAUCCCGAGCUGCAGGCUCUAUGGACUUGGAAUGAGCCGGUGGUCCCCAGGGAAGCGGAUGACGAUGGUGAGGAUCUCUUCGAUGGUGAUGGCAGCCGCUCUGGCGCGAGGAACUCGAAUCUCAAAGAGGAGCUGGCCAAGACAAAGAAAGCCACAAGAAUGAGUGCUCUGUAG